Caenorhabditis remanei is the source of this 1971-nucleotide messenger RNA. RefSeq lists its product as uncharacterized. The coding region runs from base 1 to 1971 and encodes 656 amino acids. The record is from RefSeq and is a predicted model, not a curated record. The transcript is spliced from 9 exons. Lineage: Eukaryota; Metazoa; Nematoda; Chromadorea; Rhabditida; Rhabditidae.
AUGAAACCUCUCAUGAUACUUUGUUGUUUCUUCCUUCUUGUCCUUCUUCUUCUGCCUGCCCACGUUUCUACUCUCAACGCGUCUCUACUUCAAAUCACUGAAGAUGUCCGAUUCCAUGAAUCCAAUUCUUCCGGAUUUAUGCAUCCUCGUGCUGUGAAGAAAAUAAGUGCUGAAAGUGAGGAGCUCGAAUUCGAUUUUGACUGGAAACGCUGGUUGAACUACGCUUUCCACAACAAUGAAUCUCUGGUUCUCGAGGUCGUCAAUAAGUUCCCAGCUCAUGUAACUCUUCGUUCUUGUGACAAACUUCUCUUGGAAUCAGUUUCCCCAAUCACAAAUAGUUCAAUUGCACUUGGACCAUAUUGGGUUCAAUACCUCCGUCAAACCAGUGAAUUCGAGGAAGUGGAAAUUCGACAAGAUGCUAAUCGUGUCGGCUUGUACAACGUUAAGAUUGGUGGAAUUGUAUCCAGAGCUCUCACGCAAAACAACACAGAGCAGAUGGUGAUCAAAAUGGGAUCUGGAGGACCCAUUAGACUUUGUUUGACAAAGUGCAAUCUGCUGCUCGAAGAAAUCAUCACAAUCAAUGACAAUAGAAAUUAUGAAGUUGAUAAGGACUUAUUGGUGAAGAUGAGAAUGCUGGAUCAAACUGUCUGCGGUACAGAAACUGUGAACUCGGGACUGAGUAUUAUGGUGAUUUCUGAUCACCGUUUGGCCAUCACCCUUUCGUUUAAUCUCCAACCACGCACCACCACUACUCAACCGCCACCAACAACAACAACCGAGGCCCCUGCUAUCAUCAACGUGGACGAAACAGGAGUAAUCAGAUUUUCGGAUUGGAUUGGAGAAGGAAAGGCUGUGAUCGACUUGAGACAAAUUCUCGAAAAAUCUCCGAACUUCAUGCUGAUGAUGGAAAUCGAAUCAUCGGAACCAAUGACCUUCAAUCUGGAAAAACAACACAGGGAAUUGAUUGGCCGCUUCACUCUGAAAUUCUCCACUGGUGGAAUUAAGGCAUCAGGACACUUCCGCUUUUCCAAGUCAGAGAAGAUCAAGACUCAAGACGCUGGGAGGAUGAACACCAAGGAAAUCGUCAACAUUCAUCAAGAUUCAAUGCAUCCAGUUGUAUAUUAUCUGGCACUCGGAAAGCUUAUUGGAGAUGCAAUCCAAAACCGAUCACUCACUCUUCGCUUGAAUUCAUCGUUGCCAGGAAAUGUUGAUAUCGGAUUCGGCAAAUGCGAGACGAAUUCGAUUGAGAUUCAAUUGAAUGCAACGGAUUCCCUGGUGAUCGACCAAGAUUUAUUGGAGCAUAUGGACAGGAUGAACAAUUUGUUUUGUAUUUUGGACCGGAAUUUGGGAAGAUUCGAUCUGACUGUCUCCUCUCCAACACCCGUCAACGGCACACUUCAUUUUGGAUUCGAUUCCCCCACUGAAAAAGAGUCAUUCCCUGUGCUCACUGCAGUUUGCGGUACCAUCUUCGGUCUUCUUGUUGUUAUUGGGCUUUGUGUUUUUCUCGUUCGACGUCAUCAAAAUCGUGCUCGAAUCGUCCUCAGAAGAAACAAGCCAGCCACAGUAUUCGAGAACCGUCUUAGCACCGUCCAUUAUAAUACUCAAUUUCAACAGAUUGAUUUCUCAGUUGCUUUUGGACCAGUUGAAGAAUUGGAUUAUGUUCAAUCUGAUUCUGGAUCGCCAUCCGAAACACUGGAAGCCAUCAAACUGAAGAAAAUGAAAGCGGUCGAUCGGGUUCAAUACAGAACGGAGAGACUACAAGAAAACAGAUUGUCCUCUGGAAACAACACAAUUCGUUCGAUUCAAGAGAACCGUCCAUGCACCUCGGUUUGGGUUAAUGCUGAUGUUUAUGGCAACAAUGCAGCAGUAUCGGAUGUUGUUCCGACAAAAAGGGAGAUUGAUGGAGAAGAGGUCGAGAUCGACGAAACCGAACUAUAUGUCCACGAUGACAGCAGAGUAUUUUUUGUAUAG